UAGUCUCGUAUUCAGGCCAGUUGCUUAAGAUACAGCAUUCUCGCGCAGUUAUUCCGAUUAGCUCCCAUAGAUACGAUAAGUGUGCAUUGCAGUGGAGAAGCGAUUAGAUUGUUGUUGUGACGGGAGCCUGAAGGAAAGUCUUUAGAGAUGGAGAUGGUGCUGGGUGGAAUGGCACGCUGUGUCGUGGUGCUCGCUAUGUUAUGUUGGGUCCUGGACUCGGGGUGUUGUCAUCCAAGGAUUGGCCGUGCCGCUCGAGAUGAGCUCUGCAGCGAAACGAACGACUCGUUAUUCCUGACCCAGCACGUCGACAGCGGGAAUAUAACGCGUGCUCGUACGGAGAGCAUUGUGUCCCUCUUCACUGCGGACUACAACAUCCCGGAUGUGCACUCUGGUUACAUCACCGUUAACAAGUCAGCCGACACGAACCUUUUCUUUAUGCUGGCCAAGGGGCAAAGCGCGCUCGAUAAUACGACGUCACCUGCACCGCUCCUACUAUGGCUUCAAGGGGGACCAGGGCAGACGUCCUUGUUCGGGCAAUUCGUCGAGCACGGACUGCUCGGUCUCGACGGCAACGGGAGUUUCUACAGGAGAAACCACACACUGUGGAAGCUGUUCGAUGUCGUCUACUUGGAUGAACCUGUUGGAGCCGGCUACAGUUUCACGAGGGACCUCACCGAUGGAUUCGCGAAAACCGUCGAGGACAUGAGCCGAGACAUUGUGGAGUUUUUGCGUCAGUUCCUGAUCCUGUUCCCCGAGUAUCAUGGAAGGGACUUUUACGUCGCUGGUGAAUCCUACGGAAGCAGGCCAGCCCUAGCCACAGCGUACAGUAUCCACGAAGAACCAUUUAGGGUUAAUCUCACCCUCAAGGGAGUCAUCAACGGCGUUGGCUUCUGGAGUUCUAUCAUGGAACCUUUACACGUCAGUUCCUAUUUCAAUGCCCUCGGUCUUCUUGACCACAACGGCUACAAAACAUUCUCAGAACGAGUGUCCAACAUCAGCACCCUCGCCAGCAAAGGAAUGCACCUUGAAGCCUCCAUGCUUAUGGCACAGACCUUUUGGUCCUCGAGCAACAAGUCGGACCCUACGCUGUACCAGGAGCUGACGGGCUACGAAUUUGACGGGAAUGUUCUGGAACCCAAAGAACCCCCAGUGUUCACGAGGUUCAACGAACUGGCGGUUAUGCCUUGGUUUAAGAAGGCAGUCCACGUGGGCAAAGAUAGACCGUUCAGAAAGUACGACAUGUACAUCCACGGAAAUCUUGUGCACGAUCGAUUCAGGGACCUCGGGGACAUGGCUGUUAAGGUGUUGAAUAACUACAAGGUCCUAGUGUACGUCGGCCAGCUUGAUCCUACAUUUGCGCAGGACCAAACCGAGGUCUUCUUCCGGAACCUGUCGUCCUGGACCGGAGCCCAAGAGUUCACGUCGGCCCAUCACAAAAUAUGGUACAUCAACGAGGACGACACUCAUUCCGCAGGCUAUGUGACCCGCAUUCGGAACUUCACUUACGUAAAACUAGCCAGAGUCGGGCAUUAUCCAGCGUUCGACCAACCACAGGCGGUGACGGAAAUGUUCUUCCGGUUCGUCAACGAUCGCUUCGUCUAGUUCAGGGUCAUGAACACUCCAAAACUAGCUGAGGGGCGAAUAUAUGUUUACCUAAAAAAGAAGGGAAAAAAAGACAGGGAAAGGUUAGCGUGCGCUACGGCUGCCAAAACUGAGUGUGCGAAGUAACGUGGGGGAUAACAUAAGCGCAGUAUGCCAAUUGCAAUCGUCACCAAAUCGCAGCCAUCUCCAAUGCUGCUUGCGCUUUGAAGUACAAAACCAGUAUUUAGAAGAGAAUUGUUCAAUUUUUGCUGAGCAAUGAUGCGGGUUCAGCGCUAAAGGAAUGUACUGUGCGAAGGUGUAAGACCCUAGCGGUAGCCUAGACCAAAAAUAAACUAAGAAAUACUGUCA
Messenger RNA from Ornithodoros turicata, 1950 nucleotides. Its product is annotated as probable serine carboxypeptidase CPVL. Gene Ontology annotation, biological process: proteolysis. The transcript has 5 exons. Gene Ontology annotation, molecular function: serine-type carboxypeptidase activity. The coding region runs from base 148 to 1602 and encodes 484 amino acids. NCBI's taxonomy places the organism in Eukaryota, Metazoa, Arthropoda, Arachnida, Ixodida, Argasidae. The record is from RefSeq and is a predicted model, not a curated record.